CUGAGCUUCUUUCUCUCCUAUAAUUUUGGAUCAGUAACCAAUUAUUUUUUCCAACUCCUUUUCUAUUAAUAAACAAGAAGCUCUGUAUUUUAAGAUUACCAUCGAACAAAACUACUCUUACAAGCUUUUCUCUCCAAAUACUUUACACACAGAAAAUGGGUUCUUUUCAAAGCUUAUGCUGGAUUAUUAAUUUGAUGAUUUCCCUCGUAGUUCUGGUUCCGACUAUUAGUCGAAGGGCUCGUUUAAUCCUGGGGGAAGAUUUCCGUUCACCGGAAAUACUUUCAGAGGACAGCGUUUACGCGACUCGAGCCACGGUGUUUCUUGUUGUUAUGUUUUGCAGGUCUUUCUCCGUGUUGGCGACAAAAGUGUUUUGGACCUGCGGUAAUAAGAUUAGAACAAAGUGCUGCCAUGGAAGAACUAAAGAAGAUGAUACCCAGGAACCGCCAUGCCGCCGCAAACUGCCGAAGAGGAAGGAUGAAGCUCUUAGCAUGAGUAAUCUCGUGUUUCAGUCGGCCAAACUGGGACAGCCAGGAGCAAGUGAAGAAGUCAAAUUCCCAACAAUCUCUGAAAGUAUUUGUGGACGAGGACUGGUGAUGCGUUCUAUGUCCAGCCUGCGAUUCCAAUCAAAUGCGUUGCUUCAAUCCUGGUUUACAGGUUCCUUGAAAACUUUGGUAUCUCAAAUAAUUAUUUUAGUUAGUGCACUUCCGUUGCUUCGUCAAUCUGCCUGCACUAGUAUAUUGCUAUUUAUGGUGUUUUUAAUUGUUACCAUAUUCACAAUAAGCCUUUGUUUAAUCUCGCUUAUUAUAAUUUAUGUCAGUUUAUGUGAUAAAAAGACAACUAUGAGAAACAAUAACCCACUUAAAUCAAAAUUAAAAUUGAUUAAAAGUGAUGAAAAUUUUAUUGCGGUUGUUUUUCAAAGUUGUAAAAUAAAUGAUGUGAAUGAAUGGAUGGUAGACUCCGGGGCUACCAAGCACAUUUGUAAAAACAAAAGUGCUUUUACCUCCUAUAGUGCCACUAUGGGAGAUGAUGAAGAGCUCGUGUACCUAGCGGACUCAAAAACCGCAAAGGUGCAUGGUAAAGGGAAAGUUCUUAUAAAACUCACAUCGGGGAAAACUUUAUCACUAAAUGACGUACUUUAUGUGCCUGAGUUUCGGACUAAUUUAGUUUCUGUUUCUCUCUUGGUAAAAGCUGGGAUUACAGUAUCUUUUGAUUGUAACAAAAUUGUUAUGACCAAAAAUGAUGUUUUUGUUGGCAAAGGCUAUUGUAAGAAUGGACGUUAUGUGCUUAGUAUUCCGAAAUUAAUUCGUGAAAAUGCUUCUUAUUUGAUUGAUUCAUAUGAUGUGUGGCAUGCAAGAUUAGGACAUGUGAGUGACUCUUAUAUCAAUUUGUUGCGUGAUCGUGGUUUGAUUUCUAGUGGAAAGAAAUUGACACUAGAAAAAUGUGAUAUUUGUGUUGAAUCAAAACAAACCAAAAAAUCAUGUCCUACCACACAUAGGGAAUCAGAACUGCUUGAGUUAAUUCACACGGAUUUGGGUGAUUUAAAAAAUACCAUGACAAGAGGUGGUAAUAAAUUUUAUGUCACCUUUAUUGAUGAUUUUUCGAGAUACACUAAAGUUUAUUUGCUUAAAAGUAAAGAUGAGGCUUUUGAUAAAUUUUUAGUGUAUAAAUCCGAGGUGGAAAAUCAAUUGAAUAAGAAGAUUAAGAGAGUGAGAUCGGAUAGAGGGGGCGAAUAUAUUUUAAUAAAUGAUUUUUGUGAGAGGGAAGGGAUUAUCCAUGAGAUAACUCCUCCGUAUUCGCCCGAAUCAAAUGGAAUAGCUGAAAGAAAAAAUAGGACAUUAAAAGAAAUGAUGAAUGCUCUUUUAAUUAGUUCUGGUGCUCCUGAUAAUCUGUGGGGGGAGGCUAUUCUUUCUGCUUGUCACUUACAAAACAGAAUUCCUUAUAAGCAUAAUAAGAGAACACCCUAUGAAUUGUGGAAAGGUCAUGCGCCUAAUUUGAAAUAUUUGAAAGUGUGGGGGUGUUUGGCUAAAGUCUUAUUGCCUGAUCCUAAGAAGAGGAAAAUUGGUUCUAAGACAUCUGAUUGCAUAUUUAUUGGUUAUGCUGAAUGUAGUGCUGCUUAUAGAUUUCUUGUUUUGAAAAGUGAUGUGCUUAAUUGCAAUACUAUUAUUGAAACAAAAAAUGCUGAAUUUUUUGAGAGUGUGUUUCCUUUAAAGCCAGAAUACAAGACCGUUGUGCCAUAUCGUGAAAGUGAGCCAUUAAAAGAAAAUACUUUUAAUGAUGAACCCUCUAAUUUGAGAAGAAGUAAGAGACCAAGGAUAGAAAAAUCUUUUGGAAAUGAUUUUUAUACAUAUCUUGUUAAUGAUGAACCUUUUACUUAUUCACAAGCUAUUUCAUCAAAAGAGGCUCCUUUUUGGCUUGAGGCAAUUCAAAAUGAAAUUGAAUCUAUUCAGAAAAAUAAAACUUGGAUUUUAACUGAAUUGCCUAAAGGGUGCAAACCAAUCGGAUGUAAAUGGAUUUUUAAAAAAAAAUUUAAUCCGGAUGGUUCUAUUGACAAAUAUAAAGCGAGGCUUGUGGCAAAAGGUUUUUCUCAAAAACAAGAUGUUGAUUAUUUUGAUACUUUUGCACCGGUAACGAGAAUAUCUUCCAUUAGAACUUUAAUUGCCUUGGCUUCUAUUCACAAACUUCUUAUCCAUCAAAUGGAUGUUAAAACGGCAUUUUUAAAUGGUGAAUUAGAGGAAGAAAUUUAUAUGAUGCAACCGGAGGGUCAUGUAGUUUCUGGACAGGAACACAAAGUGUGUAAGUUGGUCAAAUCUUUAUAUGGUUUGAAACAAGCUCCUAAACAAUGGAAUGAAAAAUUUGAUGAAGUAUUAUUAGCUCAUGGUUUUACCUCACUUGAAGUAGAUAAAUGUGUAUACACUAAAAUAAAAAAUGGUGUGUGCAUUAUUAUUUGCUUGUAUGUGGAUGACAUGCUAAUAUUUAGCAGCAACAUUGAGUUAAUAAAUGAGACAAAAUCAUUUCUUGCUUCAAAAUUUGAUAUGAAAGAUUUGGGUGAAGCAAAACUGAUUUUGGGUAUUAAAGUCAUAAGGAAGGAUGAUGGUAUUAUACUAUCUCAAGAGCACUAUGCUGAAAAACUUCUAAAGAAGUUUGGACAUUUCGAUGUCAAACCUGUGGAAAUCCCUUAUGACUCUAGUACACAUUUGAAAAAGCAUAGAGGUGAUCCUGAGGCUCAAUAUGAAUAUGCACAAAUAAUUGGGAGUUUAUUACACUUGAUGAACUAUACGAGACCCGACAUAGCUUAUGCUGUCGGAAGAUUGAGCCGAUAUACUCAUAACCCAAGUGGGGAUCAUUGGACCGCGUUGAGGCGGUUAUUGAGAUAUUUGAGAGGUACCAUGAAUUAUGGUAUAUUUUAUAGAGGUUUACCCGCUGUACUAGAGGGAUAUAGCGAUGCUAACUGGGUCUCUGACUCAGAUGAGAUUAAAUCCAAUACUGGAUAUAUAUUCACCCUUGGAGGUGGUGCUAUUAUGUGGAAAUCAACUAAACAAUCUCUCAUUUCUAGAUCCACUAUGGAGUCCGAGCUUAUAGCUUUGGAAGUGACUAGUAGUGAGGUGGAGUGGUUGAAAAAUUUCUUAGCAGAAAUUCCGGUUGGUACAAAACCAACACCGUCAGUGUCUAUUCUUUGUGAUUGCCAAAGUGCAAUAAAUACUGCUAAGAAAAUGUGUUAUAAUGGGAAGAAUAGACACAUUCGUUUAAGACAUAAAGUCAUUAAACGGUUAUUAAAGAAUGGAAUUAUUUCCAUUAAUUUUGUGAGGUCAGAAGGAAAUUUAGCGGAUCCUUUGACUAAAGCCCUAGGACGAAAAAUGAUAAGUGAAACCUCGAGGGAAAUGGGACUUGUGUCACUUGAUUACAAAUAGGGAUGGUAACCCAACUUGUGUGAUUGGAGAUCCCAUGAAGCAAGUUCAUAUGGGUAAUAACAAGUCUUCUAUUUGUUCUGCUAGCCUUAUUACAAGUCCCUUUAAUCAUGUAUAUAUGUUGAUCAAUGAACAAAUAGCAGGGCAGCCUGAUUCUGUAUGAUCUCGUAAACUCUAAACACCAUCCCCUUCCCUACCAUACUUCUCUUAGGAGGCUUCCACCCUCACAAAGUGGUGUAAAUUUAAUUAGCACCAGGUUCCUAUCAUAAGAGGUCUCUUUCGGUCCAUGGUAGUCUGUGAGGCUAACUCAAUAUCCUCUUUCUGUGUGAAAAGCUAUUUGCAACAUAUCCUCUUUCUCCGUUGCAGAAGGUUUACUAAGGGUCAAACUUAUUGUUUGUUCAAAGUGCACUGAGCCAUUUUCUUCAAAAUAAGCCCGAACCGAAGUAUGUGGGUGCUUAUUCCGAUAUUGAAGAAGAAAGUUGGGAUGGGGCGCAAUAACCUCGACUAAAACCUAACCUGACUACCAACGAGUAAUGGUUUCUUCUAUUGUUAGAGGAAGCUCUUGUUCAGACGAUAAAGGGUAGAGAAAUAAAGAAUGACAGACAAGAGACGGUGGAUUUAACAGUGUUUGUUUAAAAAAUAAUUCUCUCCGGUUCAUUAUAUUUUUGUGACUUUCACUAAAAGUUUGGAUUAUUAGGGUAAAAAUUUGAAGUAGGGAUUAUUUUUGUAUAAUUGGUAGAAGUAAGGAUUAAUCUUGUCAUUUUUGCCAUUUAUCUAUGAGGCACCGUAGCACUCAAAAUAAUAAUCUAUUGGUAGUAUUAAAAUAUUCACCUCUGACCGUUACCAAAUUCUUAAUUAUGUCCUCUAUGUUCCAGUUCUUCAUCAUAGUUUUUUUUUUUUUGAAAAACAUCAUAGUUUAUUAUCUCUGUUCUUGAUAAUAAUUGUGUUCGUAAGUGAAUAUGAGUGUUGCCAGUUUAAGUUCGGAGACAAGUAAUAUGUUGUACAAAUACAAAUGUUGUACAAUAUCACAAAUUAUAAGUGAAUAUGAAUAUAACAAAUUAGACAAAUUUGGAAAUUAUUCAUUACUACUUUGUGGUAAUGAAUAAUCAACCACUAAGUUGUUGUAGGUUAAGUUCAAAACUUAACCUACCUGAACAUCAACCACACAGUUUUUAAUUUAGAGAAUAUUACCCGAAAUAGGACUAAAAAGGUUUGAAAAUUCCAAAAUAGGACUGUCAUAUUUUUAUUCCCAAAAUAGUACUAAUUACUGCCAUAUUUUGGCAGUACCAGACUUCAAACAUGGCAGUAUUUUCCAAACCUGGCAGUAAUUACUCCUAUUUUGGGAAUAAAAAUCAUGACAAUUCUAUUUUGGAAUUUUCAAACUGUUUUAGUCCUAUUUCGGGAACUUUCCCGAAAUCUACAAGCAAGUCAACAUUGAACAAGUUUUAUGGGACGGAAGGAGUAAUACUCAUGGAAAAAGCCUAGAUUAUUUUGAAAAAAUAUAUUUGUCAUAAAAAAUCUAUUUAUUAUUUAAAUAGCAUGAAUGUGAAUGCUCUUAAACACAAAUAAACGUUUCUAGCCGUGACGAUGAGAGACCACACUUGGAGUUUGUUUGUUGGCCCCAUGUGUUUCGACUUAUUAGCCAGUUUUUUCACCAAACAUGUUACUUUUAAUUUCACACACUCAAUUGUUUAAUAAUACGAAAAUUAAAAUUGAAGUUAGUUUUUGUGUUGAACUGGGUGAAAUUACUGUAGAGAAUCAUUUUAAUUAUUUUGAUAUAAUUUGGCGCAAAAAUUAAAAAGCUAUAGCACUUAAAACAAAAAAUGGUUUUUUAUAUCUUGGGCCCCACCAUUACCUCUCUCUUCCAUUAGCUAUAGCAACUCAUUAGUUUGCAUUGCUUCCUCCUCGCAUAAGUCUACGCAUAAGUAGCCAAUUGGAUUGGCACUUCUUAUUAAGGGCGGGUUUGCAACAGCUUUAAAAAAAGCAAUUCUCAGUUUUUGACUUUAAAAAGCACUUAUUUAUCAAACACUGCCAAUUUUUUACUUUUCUUGACUUUCGUGUCAAAAGUGUUUUUCCCAUUUUUAUACACUACCAACUUUUACUUUUCAAAAUCACUUUUUUUCUCAAACACUAUCAACUUUUACAACUAAUCACUUUUUCCAAAUCACCCCAAAAGUGCUUUUUUUAAAGCAGAAGAUGUUGCAAACACUCCCUAACUAUGAUUUGGGUAGCACUAUUUUGGUAAAAUACUUUUAACCCGACCCUAUUUUCGUAAAUAGUUUUUUAUUUAACAUUAUUUCGGGAAAAUUUCAAAAAAAUGAAUUUAAUUUUUUCAUAAUUCAACAAAUUAAACUAAUUCAUUUUUCAGCAAAAAAUUAAUCAAUUUCAACAAAUUGAACGGAUUUUAUUAAUUUCAAAAUUAUUAAACACGCUCUUACACAUGGUGACAUAGGCGAGUGAAUUACUUCCAUUAUUAGUGGGUGGGGCAGCGGGGGUUGGGGGUGGGACACUACAAACAAAUGAAGUAAAGCGUUGCGUAUUUGGAUGAGUUUGUAGCAAAAUCAUUCAGAAUCACACAAACGGGUGAACGGAACCAAAUUCUUGUUGUGGCUAAUAAAGGGAUGGACCCCUCACCCCUUUGUCAUAACCCGUCUCCAUUUCUUGUUUAAGCUAUGAUCAUUUUUCCUAAAACCGGAGAGCAUUUUACUAAUAUACUAGCGUAACACCCGGGCAUGUCCCGGUACUGUUAAUUUGAUAUGGAUCAAUUGAAAAUUUCUAAUAAACAUUGUGAAUUAUUCAUAGGAUAUGAUCAAAAGUUUGACUAUAUAUACUAUCCUCUGUUCUUUGAAAAUUGCAACAGUUUGAAUUUCAUGUUUGCAAACGCACAACUUUGACUGUAAUUAUAUUUAUUACGUAUUAGUAAAUAUUAAAAAAGGUUAACAUUUUGAAAAUUCAAAUUAAUAGAAAUUUAAUCAUUUUAUACAUAAUAUUUUAGAAAAAGUUACAUUAUAUAUAUAUAUAUAUAUCAUUAGAAAAACAUAGUCAAAGUAAGCUAUAUACUCAAAAUUGGGUAGCUAGCAUAUCUACAGUCAAGCUCAGAUCUGCGGGUAUCAUUUUAUUUGAAGAAGGGCUUAUUCCAAAAAAUUUUAAUCUCUCCGGUAACAAGCCCCAAAUGAUAAGAUGGAAUAGGCCUAAUACCUGUUUGAGUCGAUGCGAGCUACUCAACAGAUAAAGCUUAUGGAGGAGCGAUUCUGAGGGAUAGGAAGGGCGAGCUCAUCCUUGCUCUUAGCUUUCCGAUUGUAGCUCGGUCUUCUCUGGAAGCUGAGCUUCGUGCUAUCUUCUAUGCUGUUCGAUGGGUAGCUGCGGCAGGGUAUGGAGAUUUUUCGAUGGAGACUGAUGCGCUAUUGGCACUGGAUUAUCUUGAGGGACAUAAGGGAAGAAGAUGGAAGGAUGAGAUUCAGGAAAUUGCACAGAUCCGAAUUAGGCAACAGUUGGCUUUUGGGCAUACUAAACGAGAGGGGAACUGGGUCGCGCAUCAUUUGGCCCGAGUCCAGACUGAUAGCCCAAUUAUCUAUAACAGGCCUGGUUUGCUUCCAGUUUUUGCUAGAAGAGCUUUUUGGAUGGAUUAUUUUGGUAUUCCUUCAUUUAGAAUGUAAUUUUCUUCAUAUUCUUUCGGGUAAGGUUUGGUCCCCUGGAAUUUUGUAUUGCAUGGAUUUAUAAAUAAAAUCUGGCGAAUGUCCCCCGG
This is a messenger RNA of Cuscuta epithymum, 7650 nucleotides long. The record is from the annotation of a GenBank genome assembly. NCBI's taxonomy places the organism in Eukaryota, Viridiplantae, Streptophyta, Magnoliopsida, Solanales, Convolvulaceae.